UCGUGCGGGCAGUCAGUCACCACUAUCGUUAAGCCAGCUCGAUUAUCGAUUGACAGGCGUAAUCCUGCGAGAUAACCGAUAUGGAAGAAUGAUCUAGUCUUCAUCACGAAUGAAGGAUAUGCACCAGUGGCAAUAAUGAUUUCUUCAAGAGAUAGUUUUAAGUUCUCUGGUUGGAUAGACGUUGUCUAUACGUCACUUCUGGACAAGCUUGACUUGUUUUCUGACUCUUAGACCAUAAUUUCUGGAAAUCAUCGAUUGAUGGUUGUGGGAGAAUUAGAUUUAAUGACAGCGUAUUCCGAUUUAUCAAGCUUUUUGGCCUAGUAAUACGUCAUGAUUGGACCCGUUUGGUAUGUUUUUAUGAUCGUUUGAACAUCAUUUCUGGAAAUCAUGGCAGAUAACUGCUUUGGGAGUAAAUUUAAUGACGAUGUUUUUCGAUUUUUCUAGCUCGUCUAGAUUGGAGGUCUUCAUUAUAAAUGAACGAUGGUUUCUUGCAGUGGUGAUGUUUGUGUGCUGAUGGCGUAACAAUUGGUUGGAGUUGUCAAGUGAGUUCCUAUAAGUGGUAAAAUUAUCGAAUGUUGAAAUUCCGACACAUUAAAGACAAGGUUUUCGAAGACGAAGCAAGUAGUCGAUAAAACAGCCGAGGUUUCAAUAAGAUACAUCUGAUAUGGCUAUGACGUAUCCAUGAUCUUAUUUUGAGUAAAACUAGCUUUUCCAAGAAGACGCAAGUGACGUACAUGUACGAAUUAGUUGGUGGCUCCCAAAGACGCGCCAUUAUGAUAGCAGUCCACUCGUCAAUUAGUUGAAAGGACUGACGUACGUUGGCUGUACCAAUAACAGCAUUGUUCUGUCGGAAUGAUGAAAGGAAAAGUGGCGCUUUGAACGAUGAUAAAUAUCCACUUCGUGAAUAAUGAAAGAAAAUUAGAGAAGUCUAGACAUCGUCUCAUCCCUCUUUGAUAGCGGCACAUUAUGGGGAAGUGGUAUUCCGAUUGCCAUCAUUGUGACGGUAUGAACAAACAACGCCAUAAACAUCAAACCCAUCCUUCUGUGUUCCCAUUUGCAUAAUACUAACUGCGUAUAUGAAGUUGCGUCAAGGAAAGGGUGGACAUUUUUAUCAAUACAGCAACAAGUGAAUUUGCUAAAAACAUUUGAGUUCGUACCAAAUAUCGGAAAAGGUUUGUCUGGCAAAUCAAGAGAAGUGACUUAUUUCAUAUCGGGAUCUUAACUUAUUCGAGUAUUUCAAAUUCACUCGUGGAAUUGAAAUCAGAGGAAAGGGAACAAGUUUUUAAAAGCAAUUUAUAAUAUAUAGAUAGCUGAUCAUUGCAACAGAUAUCAAGUGCUUUCCGAAAAAAAAUCUGAACUUUAAAGAUAUUUUUCCAAAAUAUUCAAAGUGGUGGCGCAGCUUACCUAAUGCUUUCGAAGUGUCCCAAGGGAUCAAAGCGAUGAGGACACGGAUUAUUUAUUACUUUACAUGAGAGCAUUUGAAACUUUGAGAGGAAGAAAUUUUCCAGUCGGAUUAUUUCAAGAGGUUUACUUCCCCGGAUUACUUUGCCUUCAGAUUACACUAAGCAGUGUCUUGUUCUGUCGGAUUACAUCCCUUUACGGUUGGUAUUUGACAUUUCCAAAUAUUUCUUUCUUGUCUAAACGGCUAGCAGAAAAAACCCUUUACGUUGAGGUCAUAGUAAACCAGGCAGUAAAACAUGUCAGAAUUGAAUGUUCAAUUACUAGUAUCAGUGUUUUUUUACUGAUCAGUCUAAGUCUUUCCGAACUAGCUGGCUUAAUGAAUGACAGCUCUCCACUCAGGGAAUGUCGGUGUACUAGUUGAGAAAGUGUCAACCGGUUUCACAAUACGUCCAUCUCGGUGACAAUCUCACAAAAGGUCUUCGCAGACUCGGUUUGUUACGCCGCGAUGUUCUCUUCGUCUUGGAGUUUUCUACUGCACCUGUGCAUGUGACAGUCCAAGCUGGCGGAGCAAACGACUCUUUUUACUACCUAUAUACCCCGGUACCUUGAUAUUUUGAGACAAAACACCAUCCUCUUCCUUCUCGAACCUGUGAUAAUUAUGGUGUGGAGUCCUAAAAAAGAAACCGUUGACGGUUGAUGUGGUUCAGAAAGUGUAACUACAAGUACAGUGAGUCUCGGGAGAAGAAUUGGCGUAAUUGCCUUUCGCAUGCAUUUAAUGAAAUUGCCAAUAAGACAGGACUAAAGGAUUUUGUAUACACACCUUUCAAACUGCUUUAGAUAUUCUUUGAUACAAGAAGCACGGGUUGACUGACAUAUCACCCAGUAAGUCAGAACCAGUUUAUUUAGACUUGCUUUUUUACGGCAGGAAGGUAGAGCAAAAUGGAUCUUACGACUGGAAUGAUUAGAUUACCAUGUACAUGUGCAUGUACAUAUUGAGUGCAUUGCGUUCGUAUGUUUGGGGAAAAAAGUAUUGGAUUCAGGAGCUUUAGUAGACACAGCUGAGAUGUAAAAAGAACAUAUGCUAUCGCCGGUCCGCUAAGGAGAAGGAACUGUAGGGGAUCCUCGCUCUGAUAGCCGCCAUCUUGUGCAUAAGGACAUGGACAAUCAUUUAAUUUGAUGCUGAUGACCGCUGAUCUUUCGUAUGAUUAGAUGUUUGCUAUUUGAAUAUCCUUUUACCGGAUAGCUGAGCUACAACACUGUCCGCCGAUGAAGUUACAUUGUACUCGAGUAAAAACAAAGUGACAGCCGCCUCGCCCAUCGUCUUCUUGUACAGAGAGACACGGACGUCUAUAUUUGGUUUGUCAGAUAUUGACUAUUUUUAGAAGGUUAUCCGACAGCUGAACGACAGAAAGAAGGUCCGCUGUCAGAAAGAAGCGCCGCUGUCUGUCGAUCUUUUGUUACCCAAGAAAACAACGCGACAGGUUCCUCAGUCGCAAUGACAGUCGCUGUCGAGCGCUGACGCGCCAUUCGCUUGGACAUCCGUUCAGACUGACCACCAACCUUAUUUGUGGUAAGCUGUUUCGUCCACUGAUUAACAUGGAAUCAGAAAAGGGCUCAUGUCAUCACACGGCUAAGUGAUGCUAUUACCGAAAGAACAGUUACAGCUAAGAGGACAUGCAGUUGAGGACAAUUUAGCUCGGCAUGUUAGAAUGGAGCAUGUUACCUCGUUGUGAUUCGAUAAGAGUCGGCAGCAAACUCACAUCUGUCACAAGUAUCACCGAGAAGGAUCAAGGGCGGAUUUUUGUUCAGUAUUGAAAGAUAAAGCAUGUCUGGUGUUUUCUAUUAUCAAUUUUCUCAUUGCUGAUUUGAACAAGCCGUUCCCUGAUGUGCGUACCAAAUCAAUCGCAUUUCAUGGUAUCAUGAUAUGCAAUGAUAGAUAUUGUGACCUUUUUACUAUCGGUUAUGCACCAUCGAAUUCGAUGUCGAAUCAUUACAAUGUCGUCAGCUUGUGUAUGAUUUAUGGAUUCAAAAUAGGAAAUGAAUUGAAUGGUUCAUGUGGAUUGUCACUUUACGACUUUUAAAGCUUUCAGCGUAAGUGAACUAUUCUAAUCGCGCAGGAAUACUUCACUUGAUGACCGGAAAAGCGGUGAUUGAUCGGUGUGAGAAGUCAUCUCAAACAAUCAUUGGAAGAAUCGGUUUACGAUUGUAAGGUAUCAGAAAACAGCGGAACCGGAAAUAAGUCGCUGAGACCGGAAAUCGGUCGGACAAAAGUGGAUAGGUUGGUCACGUUUUUUGAGGUAGUCGGAAGUGUAUUCUCAGGACCGGAAGUUGCUAGUGCGACCAUCAUGAAUACAUCGGACAACGAUUCGCAGGGUUUUGACUUCUGGACCCGCAACAACAAAACCUUUAUAAUUAGUUCCCGAGACAUCCCAUCAAGCUGUGAGGGGGCGUUGGCGACAUGGCAUGGGAAUGCAUUGUUCAUUACAUUGGGCUGUAUCCUUGGUGUUGUCGCUUUAGUUGGAAUUAUCGCGAAUAUCCUCAGUAUCGUUGUGUUUUCUCGCAUGACCCAUAAAUCGUCCACGACAUUUUUAAUCCAGAUGUUGGCAUUUGUGGAUAGUGUCUUCCUUCUGGCUAAUAUUCUUGUGUUUACAUUAUUCAACUGGUUCAGUGCAUUAGGAUAUCUUUGUUCGUAUUUGGUGAUAUUCUCCUCGGUGCUGCCAUAUCUAUGGGGAUUCCUAGAAAUCGCCAGGGACUAUGCUGUCUGGCUUGUUCCUGUGGUCACCCUAGAACGUUACGUGGCAAUAUAUUACCCGCUGAGUAUGUCCAAGUUCUGCCGGAUUACUAUCGCCUGGAAGAUACUUCUUGGGUUAUUCUUGUAUGUCAUCGUCUUCAACGUGCCUUCAUUCUUGCAAUACACGAAAGGGAGUUACAAUAUGGAUAUCAAAGGCAAGAUUACUGCCUUUAGCCUGAGUGCCCUUAAUACGAAUCCCAUCUACAAUACCACGUAUUUCAUCGUGGACUCUGUCAUGAAUUUGCUACUUCCAGUCGUGUUAGUAUGUUUCAUGAACUGUCGAAUUAUCAUGGUGCUAAAGAGAGCAAGGACUCGGACCAAGAAGCGCGGUGACUUCAAAAGGGGCCAGAGUGAACCGGACAGAGGGUCUUUUGCCACGAUGAUGUUGGUGACGAUCGCGAUAGUGUUUGUGGUUUGUGAGCUACCAAAGGUCGUGGAAAGCUGCUUCGUAAUUUGGCGCAAAUGGGAGCGCACUGUGAGUGUUACACAGAGUAGUAGCAAGGCCAAUGACCACUGGUUCAUUAUAUUCAUCAUAUCAACACUUUCCCAGGCUUUCAACUCAUUUAUUAACUUCUUCGUCUACUGUCUGACUGGUCGUCGCUUCAGGCGAGUGCUACGGACGACCCUUUCUCUCAGUGACUGCAAGAGGAGAUUGUGUCCAGACAAGGAUUCAUUUCACUAAACCAGCUCGCUCGCCCCUCCCGGAUAGGUGGUGACGGGCUAUAAUUUCCCAAUAGAUAUGAAUGAUCUCUGUUAACUUUACCACAUGCUAACGUAAUUGUGUUCCAUCGCGAGGCAAGGUGAACGGCAUCCUCGUACAGCAGGGUGCCAUCCACUCCCUUGUCUUGCAUGUAUAUGUCGUUGUAGGCAGGUACCUGUACGAGAAACAAAUCCUAGGCGAAAGAUGUCCUAAUCUCAAGAUGGGUGAACGGUAGGCCGACACAGCCCUUUUAAUAAUCGUAAAAGGUUCCGGUUAAUAUAUCCGAUUUGUGCCGUAGAAAGUUAAGCAAGGAUCCCCGUUUUGCGAGCUCUCGCAAUCGAAACAUCCCGAGUCGACUAUGCCAUGGAGACAACUUGCAAAAUGAGGAUUCUUGCCUGACUGGUAUAGAAAAAGUCCUGAGAAACCUUUAAGAAUGUAGUGUCUAUGUGUGUGCUCUCGUAACAUCCUGUGGGCAACUUUCACCAUUUCUCUGAAGAAACCUCUUGUUCAUUAA
Molecule: messenger RNA, 5406 nt
Organism: Lineus longissimus
Lineage: Eukaryota; Metazoa; Nemertea; Pilidiophora; Heteronemertea; Lineidae
Product: FMRFamide receptor-like
Exons: 2
Coding region: 3747-4874 (375 amino acids)
Biological process (GO): G protein-coupled receptor signaling pathway
Cellular component (GO): membrane
Molecular function (GO): G protein-coupled receptor activity
Source: RefSeq, a predicted model, not a curated record